GUCACGCAUGCGCAGUGCGUGGAUCAAAUCGGCCUCAUGCGGAUGUUUCUAGCUCGCUCCACGUGUAUUCUUCGGUAACUACGCUUGUGGUGGUGCAGCAAAAACAAUGGCGAAGAAAAACGCUACAAGGCUAAGUAAAAAGCAAAGCAAAGUUGUCACCAGUGAAGAAGUAGAAGAAGUGGACAAUGUCAAAACUGAUCCUCCCAUGGACAUUGUGGUUGGAAGUAGGUCCACGGUAUCCGUAACCUGUGAGAAGAAUGAGGAGGGAGAGAGCGAUGGUGUUAAAAAGGAAACCAAUGAAGCCAAUGGAGCCAAUCAGCUGAAGACACAAAUAAAAGGGAAACGGAACGCAAACUCCUCUGUUGACAGCUCCCCACCGAAGAAAACUAAGCCCAACGAUGACGAAUACUGUGUGUAUGUUAGCAACCUGAACGACCAUAAAACAUUUGAUGAUGUUAAAGACUCACUGGCCAAAUGCUUCAUGAAUCAAAGUAUCCUGGUUCAAGACAUCAGAUUACACAAAUUCAAAAGAUAUGCUUUUGUAGAUUUGGCCUCAAAGAUGGACUUGACCAAAUGUUUGACGUUGGAUGGAGUAGUGUUGCAUGAUAAGCCGAUCACUAUUGCCAUAGCGACGUCCAAAUGCGCAAACAAGGCACAAGGUCAAACAAAGCACAAAAAAGCCAAAGAUGAGAACUGUUUGUUUUUGAAGAACGUCCCGUACAACACAACAAAAGAUGACCUUCUGAAAAUCUUCAGCUUGGCUGGUGAUGUCAGGUUUCCUGGUGGGACAAAAGGGCCAACACAAGGCAUAGCCUUUGUUGAGUUUGAGAAUAAAACUGUCGCUCAGAGUGUUCUGCAACAAAAACAAGGAGUAGUGAUUGAAGACCGGAUUCUGGUUGUGGACUCAGCCGUCAAAGCUACUGGAAAAAAAGAAGACAAAAAAGCUGAGGUGGCUCCAAAUAACACCUUGUAUGUGUGCAAUUUGCCAUUCAAUAUCAAAGAAGAUAAGCUCCAGAAAAUCUUUCAGACAGCUCUUGGCGUCACCAUGCCAAAGGGCAAAUCAAAGGGGUUUGCGUUUAUCAAGUUUGCCUCUGUGGAAGAUGCUGAAAAGGCCAUGAAGGAGACCCAAAACAUGAAAAUCCUCAAAAAGCCUCUCAGAGUACAAUUUAGCAAUGUGCAACAGAAAUCAGGGCAGGGCGAAGUUCUAUAUAAAACACUGGUUGUGAUGGGCCUCGCCACGAGCACGACUGCAGAGACUCUUAAAAUGGCCUUUGAAGGAGCUCUCAGUGCAAGGAUACCUGUCCAUAACGUGACCGGAACCUCAAAAGGGUUUGGCUUUCUGGAGUUUGAGAGUGAAGAAAACUGCAAAGCUGUCAAAACAGCCAUGGAGGACUGCGAGAUCGAUGGACACAAAGUGACAGUGGCUUAUGCCAUGAGCAACAGGUUAAAAGCUCCUGUGACACCUGGUGGGGAGCCUGCAGGUCCGGGGGCUGGCAAUGGUGGGCCAGGCGGAAAGAGGUAGCAUUCCAGUUAAACUUGCUGUAACAAAGACACGUUGUACUUGUACCAGUUUCAGGCUAGAUUGAUUUUAUUAUCAAUAAAGUUUUACUAGUAUUGUGUAAACAUGUUUGCUGUUAUUGGUAUACGCCCAAUGAUCAUCUCUGCAGGUACAUUCAUAUAGUCAGAGCAUCUUGGCAUCUCUUUGCUCAUUUUGUUUUUUCAGCAUGUGAUUUAGCUAAUUUUUGACGAAGUUGCGUAUUUAGAGUGUUUACAUCUUGUGCUUUCCAUGUGGGGCCGAAGCGAUAAGCCAAUUUAGCUCGAAUAAUUGCAUUCCUGCUAUUCUCUCGCAGCUGUUUUAGAAUUGUUCUUGUAAAUGAUGAUUUGCUAAAUGUAUCUAAUAUUUUGCUCUAAUCUGUCAAAUUUGAUACAGGGAGAGCUGGUUUUAUCUACGCAUUUGUUUUAGUAGCAUUUGUGUUUUUAUAAACGACAAAGGUCAAUUACUCUGAGUUUACGGUCUUGUUUAAGAUUCUCGGCUGGUACGCUUCCUUUGCGUAAGAGUUUUUUAAAAUUUAUUUCAGGUAAGAAGCGUGGAACCGGCUAACAACAGGAUGCUUUUAAAGGAGUGGAAAAUAAAGCCGGAGUCUGCAAAAGUUAUCAUGUAGAUAUCUUUUCUUCUUUAAGAUCUUCAACAGGGAGUCUGCAAAAUUUUUGGUUGAUACGACACUUUUUCCACAAAUUUAAAUGUCUUCAGAAUCAGAAUUGUAUUAUCUUUAAACAUAUUAACGAAUCCGAAUAAUAUUAAUGAAUCCAACGAACGGAUAAAUUGAUGGAGAAGCCCUUAUCUUUCAGUCCACAAUACACACAUUCAGCUACACACAAGUGCUCUCUCAAGCUGGGCACCGGUUAAUUCACCGCACCUUUCAUGUAAAAACGACAGCACAGCCACUAUCCGGUCAGAUUCUGGUGUUUAUUGUCCCGUCUAAAGAGCGCGAAGCACAAGAAUAAAAGUAGCGGACCAAAAAUUGCGGGGAAUAGGGGGUCUCUGCUCCAUCUUGCCAUCAGUUUGGGGGACCUUGGCCUGAAAAGACCCAGGCUUUAAACCAUUUGAACAUUAACUGAAAUGUAUUUCAUUUAAUAUCCUAUCCUGAGGUUUUGUCCUAUGAAAAGCUGUAAUGUAAAUGUGACAUUGAAUACAUUUUAAAACCACA
Messenger RNA from Pungitius pungitius (ninespine stickleback), 2708 nucleotides. Its product is annotated as nucleolin-like. The coding region runs from base 107 to 1522 and encodes 471 amino acids. The record is from RefSeq and is a predicted model, not a curated record. NCBI's taxonomy places the organism in Eukaryota, Metazoa, Chordata, Actinopteri, Perciformes, Gasterosteidae. Gene Ontology annotation, molecular function: mRNA binding. The transcript has 12 exons. Gene Ontology annotation, cellular component: nucleus.